Halichondria panicea is the source of this 5814-nucleotide messenger RNA. Its product is annotated as NFX1-type zinc finger-containing protein 1-like. NCBI's taxonomy places the organism in Eukaryota, Metazoa, Porifera, Demospongiae, Suberitida, Halichondriidae. Gene Ontology annotation, cellular component: nuclear RNA-directed RNA polymerase complex. Gene Ontology annotation, biological process: regulatory ncRNA-mediated heterochromatin formation. The record is from RefSeq and is a predicted model, not a curated record. Gene Ontology annotation, molecular function: helicase activity.
CUUCCUAUAAAAAGUGUCUUGCUAGAUGUAAAUACUCAUUGAGUUUUCACAGUCUUUAGCAGUAUAAUCUAGAAUCUGGAGCAAACAAUUGGAAAAAGCGAUAUGGAUGAUGAUUUCAUGUGGCGAGGAAAUCCGCUGGAAGCAAGGCCAAUACUUCUGGAUCAUCAAGUAGGUGCUCAGCAUGGUCGGCCAGCUGGUAGGAGACAGGCUGCAUUCGGACGCAGGCCACAGAGAGCAGGACUACAGGCUAACUAUGGUGGUAGCCAAAGGGGACAGCAAGAAGAAAGGCGUGCAUUUGCAGGAGUUCGAGGACGACGAGGCGGCUAUGGAGGGCAGCCAAGAGGAUUUGGAGGAUUUGGAGGCGGCUAUGGAGGGCAGCCAAGAGGAUUUGCAGGAGUUGGAGGCGAUGACUAUGGAGAAGUACAUGGAUUUCCAGAAAAUCGAGGAAGAUUUCACUCAGCUACAGAUGAUGACACAGACAGUCAAACCAGUGAGCCACGCAGACCCCAUGCUAGAAAGGUCACAGAUUUCAAAACCAAAAAGAAAGCUAUACCUAAACACUUUCUUACGAGUGAAAAAAUUGCUGAAUUAGCUACUAUUGGAGAUACUGAUGACCUACUAACACUGAUAAGCCAAAAUGAGGUUGGGUUUUUAAAAGCAUUUCAGUGCCGAAAUUUUUUGAAAAACAAAAUUACGCUGAAGCAUUUGGUCAAACUCUUGUUCGAUUUAGUUGAGUCGGAGGAAAUAAGUGCUACCUCACGUGUGAUGUGUGAGAUAUUAGACCCGACAAGCGAAUAUGCAGCAUUUUUUUUCAGUGUACAAGAAAUCUUUCAGAAUAUUUCGACAGAACAAAAACGGCAUAUAAGAAUUGAAAAUAUCGAAGCAUUCUCCCAGUUUGUUAGAAUUGCCAAAUUUUGCAUUGAGAAAAUCCCAAACAACACAGUGCAAGUUUUUCAACUUCCACUACUGAUUUAUCAUGCAGGGAGGGCGAAGACGAGCAUACUUGAUGACGAAAAAGCUUUGCUAGCUACGAUUGAGACUGAUCUCCAACAGCUUCAAGCAUCCUUUGAUAGAUUCGAAAGAGAGAAAGUAAAACCAAAGCCAAAGCCAGUGAGACGCUCGAGGCAAAUGAUAGACGCUGAAAGAGAUCCUCCAGAGCCGUUCACAGACCUUUCCAUUUUGCCUAUUGCCAAUGAAAUUUCUUGUGAAGCAAAGCCAUUUCUACGUCCUAAUAUAACUCACAAGAGUUACAAUGACUGGGGCCAUUAUAUUGAUAUCCAGUUUCGCUUGCUUAGAGAAGACUUCGUCAGACCACUUCGUAAGGGCAUUGAUGACCACUUAGUUGGUAAAUCUUCUGGAGGUGAUGUACGUGUGUACACAAAAGUUAGAAUCAUGCAACCUGUCUCCCUUAGCUCCGGAUUGGGUUUUGAUAUCUCCUUUGAAUGCCAGUCUUUUCGAAAGCUCAACUGGAAUUACACUAAGAGGCUCAUUAAUGGAUCUUUGCUGUGUAUCUCGGCUGACAAAUUUGUCACGAUUGCAUUCGCAACAGUUGCUGAAAGGAAGGUAGAAUCACUACAAAAAGGCAUUGUAACUGUCAAGUUCGAGGGUUCUGUCGGUGGUUUUCAACUCAAUCCUGAUACUGAGUACACAAUAGUCGAAUCUGUUGCCUAUUUUGAAGCAUACCGACAUAUCUUAGGAAGGCUGCAAGAAGUUGUUAACGCUCAUGAAAUCGAAGCAAUGCCAUUCAAGCAGUACAUUGUGGAGUGCUCAUUCAAUGACAUUCCAUUGCCCCUAUACACACGAUUCCAACAACGUUGCAUAUUCAACCUGCAAGAAGUAAUUAAAUUUAAACGGACUCACCGUUUUCCCACUGCAGUAGACCUCACUGACCUAUCUACCUGGCCAAAAGCUGGCGAUACUGAUCUUGAUCGAUCUCAGAUGAAAGCCAUGAAGGCAGCAAUGACACAAGACCUGUCAGUUAUCCAGGGUCCUCCUGGUACUGGUAAGACGUACAUUGGGUUGAAGAUCGUUCAAAGCCUCCUAGCAAAUCGAAAAGUAUGGGACCCUUACAGCAAAUCCCCUAUUCUUGUUGUAUGCUAUACCAACCAUGCUCUUGACCAAUUUCUUGAAGGCAUACGGCAGCAUCUAGUUGAUGGUAAACCACCGAAUCUGACAAGAAUUGGAGGUCGAUGCAAGAGUGAAAUUCUUGCAGAUUGCACUCUAUACGAGAAAGUCAACAGAGCGAGAGAAGCACGCUCCAUUCCAAGAGAGAUACACAAAGAAUUUGCUGCUGCAAGAACGGAAAUGAUGACCUUCAAGAAAGAAAUAGAAAAACUUAUGGAUGAAACUCAUUCUGCAAAAGUAUCUCUUCUAACAAUACAGGUGUUGUCCCAGUACAUGUCCAGACAUCAUUGUCAGCAAAUUACACAUGAUUUUGGUGCAAAAAAGCCCAUUGAAGCAUGGCUCGGUCUCCGAUACUCUGGAACACAGCAAGCACACUCCCCUGCAGCUCAACCACCACACACAUUCAAGCAUAACGCAGACUUAUCUCUUGACAGUGAUGAAGAUAGCGACAACGAAGUUCAAAUAAUACUCCAUGAUCGAUUAGAGCAGCUGGAGAAGGUAUACCGGCCACAACAGGGAGAUUUGUUUUCUCCAUUUGACAUGGCUGAGCUAGAGGAGGAAAUUGAUCCUGAAGGAUGGCAGACAGCCCAAAUGGACAAGAAAAAACGGCAUAAUAUGAUUCGUAAGCAGUUAUCUCGAGGGCUAGUGCCGUUGAAACAAGAAGAUGUGCACAGUAUACGAAAUCUCCAGCCUCAGGAAAAAUGGAGAUUAUACAUUUACUGGAGAGAUAGACACACCGAGCACUUAUUACGAAAAUUGCAAGAACUCUCUACCGACUAUGAAAGAGCUUGUAAAGAAUUCCAAGAGAAAAAGCAGCAGAGAGAUGAUUUUGUUGUUGCAGGCUCAGAUGUAGUAGGUAUGACUACCACUGGUGCGGCCAAACACAAUCACAUCAUCAAGGCGAUAAAACCAAAGAUUGUGAUUUUUGAGGAAGCUGCUGAAAUCUUCGAACCUCAUAUCUUCACUUCUAUAUCAUCCAGUGUUCAGCAGCUCAUUCUAAUCGGUGAUCACAAGCAACUACGCCCCAAACCAACAUGCUACGAACUUGAAACUAGGUACAACUUCAAUGUGUCAUUGUUUGAGCGCUUGGCAAUGAACGGUUGUCCUGUACAAACACUAAGUAUUCAGCAUCGAAUGAGACCUGAGAUUGCCAGUUUGAUAACUCCAGCCAUAUAUGAAGAACUGCACAAUCAUGAAUCCGUCGAGAGAUAUGAUAGCAUCAAAGGUGUUGGUAAAGAUUUGUUUUUCGUUCAUCACAAUUUUGCUGAAACGUCAGAUGAUGUUGACAGAAAGAGCCAUUCAAAUCCUCAUGAAGCAAAAUUUUUGACGGCUCUAUGUGACUAUUUGAUCAAACAAGGGUAUGAUCAAUCUGAGAUAACAAUGCUAACACUGUACAGUGGACAAGUAAUUGAAAUUAAAAAGAAUCUCAAGCUGAGAAAAAUUACUGGUGUGCGAACGGUGGUAGUUGAUGACUUUCAAGGGGAAGAAAAUGAAAUCAUUCUACUGUCUCUUGUGAGAAGCAACAGUGAAAAAAAUAUCGGUUUUGUUGGUAUCAAAAACAGGGUGUGUGUGGCCUUAUCCCGAGCCAAGAAAGGCAUGUUUAUUAGUGGAAAUGCCCUCAUGCUGAUUGGUAGAGAAACAAUGGACAAAGAUGAUAAAGAUGAUCCUAUCUGGCCACAAGUUCUUGGACAGCUUAAACAAUGUGAUGGUAUAGGUGAAUCUUUACCACUUCAGUGUCAGAUUCACAAAGAUCAAGCAGUGAAAGUAAAGAAAGCAGAAGACUUUGCCAAAUGCCCUGAAGGUGGAUGCCAAAAGUUAUGCAACACUCGACUAGACUGCGGGCAUGCUUGCAAACGACUCUGCCAUCCUUGUGAUCGAGAGCAUAAAAACUACAAAUGCAUCGAAAAAACUAAAAAGAAACUGCCUAGAUGUAGUCACUAUGAGUUGGUAUCAUGCUCCGCUGACAUUAAGAAAGUAAAAUGCUCUGCAACUUGUGAAAAAAUGUUACCUUGUGGACAUCGGUGUGCAGAGAAAUGUUUAAAUCCUUGCACAAUUAAAUGCAAGCACCCUGUUGAGAAGAAACUCUCGUGUGGGCACACUGUUCAAGCCGAUUGCUAUGUCAAGCCUGAAUUGGUGGUGUGCUCUGUAAGCCUUGCCUUGAGCCUUGUAAAUGGAGUUGUAAGCACAAAAAAUGUACUAGACCAUGUGGUGAACCAUGCAACAGAGAGUCUUGCAAUAAACCUUGCACCAAAAUGAUAAAGAAAUGUGGUCACCCAUGUAUUGGCCUGUGUGGAGAACCAUGCCCCAAACUUUGUCGUAUUUGUGACAAAGAUGAAGUUACUGAGAUCUUUUUUGGUAAUGAAGAUGACGAAGACGCUCGAUUUGUACUGUUACCUGAUUGCAAACACAUAUUUGAGUAUAAAGGACUUGAUCACUGGAUGGAAAUUAAAAAAGAAGGUGAUCAAUCACAGCAAAUUUCUUUCAAAGAGUGUCCAAAGUGUAAGACACCUGUGAAGAAAUGUCUUCGCUAUAGUAAUGCAAUCAAGCAGUAUCUCAAAGAUGUUGAGGAGAUCAAGCUGAAACAGAUGAGCACGCUAGGAUCGGCUGAUUUGAAAGGAGAGCUUAUUACUGUACAGAAAUCUCUAGACGCCACGAAUUAUGAAUUUGUUUCCGAAGAUCUUGCACAAUUGGAGAGGAUCAUUCAGAUAGACUCUCAGCUGGGAAGAAGGAAACUCCUUAUGUUUCCCCACGUCGUGAAAGCAAAGCUCACCUUUCUGUCUCAAAUUGCCUCGGUUACGAAACUACAGUAUGGUGUAUCUAGAGAGCUUGCAUAUUUAAGUGAUGGAGCUGCUGUGGCUAAUAUUUCUUCCAGAAUUCGAAAAGUAAAGCGAGGCUUAAACCAAGUGAAAGAAUUUAUUCAACAGGACUACCUUUUUGACCAACAGAUGUCAGAUGCUGAAACUGAAAUGUGUCGACUCACGUUAUUGGCUAGAGUUUCGGAAGUUCAACAAAAAGCUUUAAGCAAGCGAAUCCAAUUUGCAAUGAGAGAAGAAACUGCUGUCACAAUCUAUACUCGUAUGCUUCAUAGCAGUGGCUGGAAAAAUGAGAAAGUAUCAAAGAAGAAAGAAGAUGAGGUUGUAACUUUUCUGAAAACUCUGGCCCAAAAAUAUGGUUUAGAUGGACUAACGGAAACAGAGAGAAAAGAUAUUGUGAAAGCGAUUGGUCUAUCAAAGGGCCAUUGGUUUAAAUGUCCCAAUGGACAUUUCUACUGCAUUGGAGAGUGUGGGGGAGCCAUGGAAACAGUCAAGUGUCCCGAGUGUACUGCAGAGAUUGGUGGUGGCCAUCAUCAGCUACUUGCUAACAACCAAGUGGCAACAGAAAUGGACGGUGCCAGACAUGCUGCAUGGUCGGAAAUGGCCAAUUUGGAAAACUUUGAUCCUGCACAAUUACAGUUUGCUAAUUAGCAAAAAAUACAAAGAUGAUUAUAUAGACUAGACAUUUUGAUUAGUUUUUCUUUCUUUCUAGAGUAUAUUAUAGCUUCAAACGAAAAGUAUAGCAGUGCCGUAUCGAAAAUCAUCGCUGCAUUAUUGGUAGAUCUAUUAUAGAUAAUUCACUAGUAUAGUGGUUUAUAACUAUUAUUCUGCAUUUCAGUUAGACUAUAUAUAUUUUGUUGCUGCUUUUUACUCUCAA